GCAAGCAUCAAACUAAGGAUGGCAAAAAUGAGUCUCUCUUCCUACAUAUUAAUGCUGACUUUUUCUUUGUUUUCUCAAGGUAUUUUACUUUCAGCUUCCAAGUCCAUAAGAAACUUAGAAGACGACAUGGUAUUUAAUACAUUUAGGAUGGGAAAAGCCUUUCAAAAGGAAGAUACUGCAGAAAGAUCAGUUGCUGCUCCUUCUCUGGAACAAUAUAAAAAUGAUGACAGCGGUUUCAUGAACGAUGACGAAAACAAAAAUUCAAAGAACACAGGCUCCAAACAGAAUCUCAUAAAUCAUGGUCUGCCACUGAAUCUGGCUCUAAAGCCUUACCUCGCUCUGAAAGGAUCAGUAGCUUUCCCAGCUGAGAAUGGAGUUCAGAAUACUGAGUCAACACAAGAAAAGAGAGAAAUUGGGGAUGAAGAAAACUCAGCUAAGUUUCCUAUAGGAAGGAGAGAUUUUGACAGUGAGUAGCUUUUACAAAUUCAA
Molecule: messenger RNA, 489 nt
Organism: Cricetulus griseus (Chinese hamster)
Lineage: Eukaryota; Metazoa; Chordata; Mammalia; Rodentia; Cricetidae
Source: RefSeq, a predicted model, not a curated record